AUGGGGAAGCGCGUGUCAGCAGCUUCCACAGAUGGCCCCGUCACUGUGUUGGAGCGUCCGCUUUCCAACCAGAAUGCAGACCUCCUGCUGGAGCUCGAUGCCGCCCUGGGAGAGAUCAUGAGCCAUCGCAUCUUCAGCAAUAUCAUGUCCGAUACCCCCCUGGGCAUCACUCAAGGCGGUCGCGAGGCCGCCUUUGUGGACGACGCCUUCGAGAUUUCUAUGAAGCGGAACGGCUCCUACAAAGGUGCCGGCAACUUGUUCUGGUUGGCGUUGAGACGCCUGUCGCGCCCCAACGUCCCAAUCCUUCAGAAGAACAUUGAAGAUCUCCAGGCCACGUGGUUCGCCGAAGACACCAUUCCGACCGAGCACCCGUACCAGAUCACAGUUGGAGUGACAAGCCACAGUGCAGCCCAGCUGCGCUCUGAGUUUGGGAACCUCGUCCGUCUGUCGCCAGAGGAGCCUGACAUUGCGUUCAUCCUGGCCCUGGCGCAGCAGAUCACAAACGGAGCAUGCGAAGCCACGUUGCGGAAGUGGAAGAAGGUCGCACUCACGUGCAGUUUCACCUUCGAGACGGUGGGAAACGAGGAGGAGGGCUUCUGGCGAAGCGUCAACUUGAGACGCAGGCUCUUCUACGACUACGAGAAGCUGUCGUUGAGCACCACUGCACGUAUUUUUGCCGUGAUCGACUUCAAGCAAAUGCACCCGACGCUGGGGAACAAAAAGUUGGCCCAGGAAUACCGAGCUCACUUGCAGGAUUUUCGGGGCAACACCGAGAAACCCAUCAGCGACCAUUUUGUGGAUGUGGCCGUCCGUUCCUACAACCUGCUCUUCUGCUCGGACGUUUGCAAAAAGAUGAUAUUAUCCGACGAGGAGACGCAUGGGAAGACUUCCGUCUUCAAUGAGCUGAGCAUCUUCGACGCCAUCUGCAAACGCUGCCAUAGCACGGCGGAUGCGGUGUGGGUGCUCAGCACGUUGAAGGACUUGAUCUCUGGGGGCUCUUGGGGCCCAAAGGAUUUUAACGAACGAACCCUUCUGGGCAAGAACCAGAGCGGCCGCGGGGAUCUGGUCCUGUGGAUCGCUAAGCGAGAAAUUUUGCAGUGGGUGCUCACGAGCUGGCUCACGUGUGGUCCUCGGCAAGAGCACUUCCCGAACGACGAUGUGGAGUUGCUCAAAGCGAAGAUAGCUUCACACUCGGACUACCGUGCUGCGUGCGGGGGCUUCGGUGCGAAGGUGGACCUGACAUGGCAGGCUGAGAUGCAUGAGUCGACCAGGAAGGUGCUCGGCUUCCUGGAGUCUCUCAUCUAUGGCACCCGGCAGGAUUCUCAUCUCAAGUCGGCCAUCAAGACGACUACAGUUCCGAAGGACAUCCUCGCCCAGGAGCCCUUCGCUGCGCAGCUGCAGGAAGCCAAGGAUUGCCGUGCGAAGGAGCUCCCUGCAGAUGCCCUGAAGCAGGACGAGAAGAUGGAGCCCUCGCCCGCGACAGGAGCCAUGAAUUUCACGGAGCCGGAGCUGGAGACGCUAUCCCGCCUCUUGCCCGAGGGCGUGACCACCCAGGAUCUGGACGAGGAGUCCACUACUGAGCUGAAGGACUUCGUGCAGCUGGCAGCCAAGCGUGUGGAUAUGUUCUGGACACCUGUGCUCAUGAUGGAGAACCGUGAGGGCAUGCAGGUCGAACUGAAACCCACGCCGGUUGCCAGCUUUGCAAAGAAGCUGAAAGCCGGGCAGAAUCUGCUCAUCUACAUGGACACGAAGGUGGCGGGUGAGAGCAGUGCUCAGCCGCACUGCAGGGUGCCCGCAUUCAGCACCAAGGUGCCAAGGGAAUCCCUCGGAGCACUUCUGAAGAUCUGGUCUCUCAGCGAGAUGCCGGACAAUGUCGUCGUCGCCUUCGCUGAUGGCUACCGACCCGGACUGGAGAACAACCUCAACCAGGUCUUCGUGCAUCCGGACGGGGACUACCUCACCAAAAGCCGGUGCCUGCAGCACAUCUCCUACGACUACAAUUCCAUCAUUGCCAGGAAGAGUAUGUCCCGUGGAAUCAUCAACCAGGUCGAGGGCCUCCACAUCUACACGCGGGACACGCUCACAGUCGAGUCCCGCAACCGGCGCUUCUACGACGGGAAGACCUCCGGCACAUUGAUAGGACCUGUGGUGUUGGACACCUACGGCAGUGCCGCAACAUGGCGUCUCAGUGCGGAGAGCAAGAAGAAGCUGUAUGGGAAGCAAGGAAAGUCCCUGGCGGGCGGCCCGGGUCCCCAGGAAGACAGACCUGUUUUCACUGAUGGCAAGGAGCCCGCGACCUUCUGGGGCUCUCCGCGGAAGCUUUUGGCGGAACUGCUCUUCUCGCUGCAAGCGGGCAUGGUCCUCAACCUCGCCGAAGUUGACGGUGCCAUGCCCAUGGAGUGCCUGCUGAGCAAUAUCCCGUGCGUCUCCGUGGUCUUCAAUGCUGACCACGCCCAGCUGCUGCACGCCAGGCUCGUGGAGCUGACAGUGCAGGAGAUGACAGACCCCAAGAGCCCGCUUCAUGACGCGAAGUUGUGA
This is a messenger RNA of Symbiodinium sp. CCMP2592, 2538 nucleotides long. Lineage: Eukaryota; Dinophyceae; Suessiales; Symbiodiniaceae. The record is from the annotation of a GenBank genome assembly.